Molecule: messenger RNA, 612 nt
Organism: Nannospalax galili (Upper Galilee mountains blind mole rat)
Lineage: Eukaryota; Metazoa; Chordata; Mammalia; Rodentia; Spalacidae
Gene: Gvqw3
Product: GVQW motif containing 3
Source: RefSeq, a predicted model, not a curated record
AUGAGUGACCGCUAUUUAGACCAAAGGAUUAGUACCAAAUUUUGCGUGAAACUGAACAAGUCUGCCAGUGAGAUUUUGAAAGAAGCCUAUGGGGAUGAAGUGAUGUAAAGGGGUCGAGCUUUUGACUGGUACAAAAGGUUUAAAGAAGGGCAGGAAGUUGUUUGAGAUGAUCCACGAAGUUGUCCAGUCAUCCACAGGACAGAUGAAGAUAUCCAGAAGGUCAAAGAGUUGUUUUGUUCAAACAUAUAGUUAAUGGUAAAAAUGAUGGCUGAAGAAUUAAGUUUAGAUAAAGAAACUGUUAGACUCAUUCUGAAAGAAAACCUGAAUAUGAGGAGUGCCAAUGUUAUAUCAGGUAUUUUGAAAGAUGAGCCUAACUUAAGACUAAAAUUUCCAUCUGACCAUUCAAAGGAAACUAGGAAAACAAGCUCAUGUGUGAGGAAAAUGGUAAUACGUUCUGAAACAUGGAGUCACCCGCAGGGCAAAGCUGGCAGGGAAAUGCCCCUGCCUGUGUUACAUCCCAGACUCAACUGCUCUGCCAGCCAACUGCUGCAGGGGUCCUCCUCAGCAACCCUUCCCAGUAGGGUUGCUCAAGAUUGGUUCACACGCUGGUGA